Ectocarpus sp. CCAP 1310/34 is the source of this 25122-nucleotide messenger RNA. The record is from the annotation of a GenBank genome assembly. NCBI's taxonomy places the organism in Eukaryota, Phaeophyceae, Ectocarpales, Ectocarpaceae.
AUGUGCUAUUCCCUGGAAGUCCGUGUUGAUUUCCCAACCGCUGAACCUUGGCGAGUAAACGAAGACACCAAGGUAGAGAUACCGUUGGUGCUCAGUGGCUUCGAGCGCUCCGCCAUUGUCUCCGUGCACCUGUCCGCAAAAUAUGGCCGCCUGUGGAUGAACGGGUCGAACGAAGUGGACAUUGUUGAACCCUUGGUCGAGGUCGGGGGUAGCCUCACCCUACCAGGAACGCAGGACGAGAUAAACGCUGCUCUGUUGAAUGUGUGGUACUCGGCCCCGCCCGACUGGAACUCUCUAGGACAGGACACUUUCGAAACCCUCAGUGUCCUUGUGGACGAGCAAGACUCGGCUCAGGGUGGCGACCCUUACCCCGGCGUACCAAGAACUUUGGUAGUUCUGGUCACCCCCGUCAACGACCCACCUCUCUUACGAGGUCCGUCCGAGUUCACAGCGGUCGAAGGUCGAACGACGGUAUUGGGCGGAAUCAAGGUAUUCGAUGUAGACGCCCAGGACACUGCCGGCAGUGUGCUAGAGGUCACAGUGUCAGCAGCAGAGAAGGGUAGCAGCGUAGAGCUCGGUGCCAAGCUUGGACUGUUCAUCAAAAAUUCGUCGGACGAGAGCAAAACCUUCCAAGGAUCUGUGACAAACAUCAACAACGCCUUGGCGGGCUUGACGUUCCGGGGUGCAUUCGAGUUCUCCGGAGCCACGACUUUUAAGGUCGAAGUAAACGACAUGGGCAACACCGGGGGUGGGGAAGCAUUAUCUGACUCACUCUCGAUCCCGAUACAUGUCAGCUCAGUGAACAACCCACCCCGAGUCACGCGAGAUCAAGGCCUCCUGUUGGAAGGUAUUGAAGACGAGGUUGUGCCAGUGGACGGCAUCAUGGUGGAGGAUCAGGACGCGGGGGGUGGACGAGUCAAGCUGACUGUUGAAGCACGUCACGGAAAAAUAUCGCUCGGCGGCAACCCUUCCGACUUGAAGUUUGACCGAGGAAAAGGCUCUCUGGACGAUGAGGUUAUUGUCUUUGGCACGAUUGAGGCACUGAACGAGGCUCUCGAAGACCUUUCUUUCACGCCGGGCACAAACUCGAACGCUCGCAACACCGACGACUUGGCAUCACUAACUAUUACGGUCAGUGACCUCGGCUUGUCUGGUGCGGGCGGUGUACAGGAAUCCGAACCCUUGCUUAUCCGUCUGGUCUUGUACGCGGUCAACGACGGCCCACGGCUAGACCUGCCGGACUUUUUUUCGGCACGCGAGGAUGUUCCGUUGUUGAUGUCGGGGAUCAGCGUAUCGGACGCUGAUUCGCAUGAAUCAGGAGGAAAUGCCCUAAUGGAAGUUUACUUGUGGGUGCACAACGGCACCCUUACGUUGACGUCUGAUGAUUCCGUCUGCUCGGAGGGAGCCCUGGAUGGGAUCGGAAGAAAAUCUAUCAAUUUCCAGGGCCCUCUCCAUGCAAUUAACAAGGCACUCUCAGGGCUGGUGUACCUGGGAGCCCUUGAUUGGGCCGGUCCUGACAUCCUCUCCCUGAACAUCACCGACCUUGGCAACGUCGGGGCAGGAGGGUCGCUAGCCGCCACGGGCCAGGUGCAGAUGACCGUGUCACCGGUCAACGACCCCCCCCAGAUACUCCUCGAUUCCGAAGGCCCCGGCCUGCUACCUAGCGGUGGAGCGCUGGGAACUGAUGAAGACAUCCCUCUCCCUCUGGAGAUGUUCGCUAUCCAAGACGACGAAAUGUCGGCGGCAGGCGAAGGACGGCUAACGGUUUCCCUCCAAUGUUCGAAUGGACGAAUCGCAGCAUCGUCGGACAAGCUUGCCGAUGAAGAGGAUGCCGAGUCUUUGAUGGAGGUGGCCUGGAUUGUCGGAGGCGGUGCUGAGGCCGCCGGCACCGGGCCGUGGCAGGCCGUAGUGUUCUCCGGGGGGCUUCUACAAACCAAUAGAGUGCUAAGCAAACUGGAGUAUGUGCCUUCACCUCAUUGGCACGGAGUAGAUGAGCUGAAGGUGGAAGCGAGCGACAACGGGUACGGCGGAGAGGGAGGGGUCCAGACGGCAUCCUUCAGCAUACAGGUGGCAGUUGUCGCGGUCAACGAUGCACCCGUCGUCGUUCCGGCCCCUUCCGGAACGGCCGUGCCGGGGGAAGAAGAGGCACUCCCGGGGUUCUUGGUGCUAGACCCGGACACCGACACCGACGGCAGGCUGUCAGAAAGAAUGCUCAAGGUGUCGAUAGAGUGCUCGCUGGGGGCACUAUCGCUCGCCAAAGGGCAACGUUAUGGAGUGGCGUUUCCAACCGGUUACAACGCCUCCACCAACACCCUCUUCUUUACUGGCUUACAGGGCGAGAUAAACCUUGCUCUUGCAGACCUGCGGUACACUGCAAGCGCCGAUGAAUCCGGCGAAGACAUCGUUACGGUAAAAUCCUCCGAUGGUCUCCUCGAAGGGACCAACUCCUCCACCGUAAGCCUAGCCUGGCCCACAGGCGCCGCCACCAGGCCCCCGACACUUGCUUUCCGUUCGCCCCUCUUGGAGAUGCCAGAAGACGGGUCGAUUGUUCUGGGACCGGUUGAUGUGAGGUUCGGAGAUGGGAGGUCAGUCGUACAGGGCCAGGUGCAUUGCUCGGCUGGGGUCUUUGAAUUGGGACAGAAUGACAACGAUGACAGAGAUGAGGGUGUUGUCGUGCUGGAGGGGGGGGGCGACGGGGAUUCUCUAGUUCUGCAGGGGCUCCCGAGGGAUGUGGCGAUGGCGCUAUCGAGGGUGACCUACAGACCUCCGAAAGAAUGGAACAGCAGGGUACAUGGGGUGGUGACCGUCAGCAUGCAGGUGCACGCUUCGGAAGACUCAGAGCCGAAUGAGGUGUGGUAUACGAUAGGACCCUGUCCAUUGCGGCAAUGGCAACCACCCCGACAACAUUCACGGUACAUUGCCCCCCCCCGGUCGGUGAUGAUCCAUGCACCACCAUACGAACCCACCCACGGUACCCUUGGCCUCGUCAUUGGUACUCAGGAACCAUCUUCUGCCGGGUUGUCUGCAACCAAGACCAUCGAAAUCAUCGUGGACGCCAUCAACGACGGCCCAUCUCUCAUUGGGCCUCUCGCCAUUGAAGUCGAAGAGGACACACCUAUCACAGUGAAUGGCGUUGCAGUGCAAGACCCCGACUGCGACGAUGCUCCAAGGGGAGUAUUGGAGAUCACCGUGGCCGCUUCCAAUGGUACCGUACAAUUUAUUGGUUCCGUUGCAGGGUUAUACCUCAUGGAAGCUCUGCCGGGCUCGUUGAAAGUUCGUGGGAAGACGGGGCCCGUGAACGCUGCGCUUGCGGGACUGAGCUAUGAGGGCGUCGCAGAGUUCAGCGGAACAGACAGAAUAGUCGUGACCGCGGAUGAUCUUGGCCACAGCGGCACGGGGAGUCAGCUUUCGGCUAGUUGGUCUAUUGAAGUGCUUGUGUCAGCCAGCAACGAUCCCCCUCUUAUUCAAGCCCCCCCAGAGCUUGAUCUUAUCGCGGGCGGUGUGCUGUUCGUGGUCGAAGAUGAGUCAUCGCCGUUGGGGGUCUUUGGAGUUUCGGAUAUGGACGACCCGUUUCUGCGGGUCACCGUUUCUGCGAGGGUUGGAAACGUUGGUUACGGUGGCAUCGAAGAAGUUGGUAUGGUGGCGGUCGCAUCCAGGGAUGAAACGCCUCCUGCGACGGGAUCGAGCGUCUCUUUCGAAGGCACCGCGGACGAAGUGAGCGAUGCGCUUGGCAGUCUUACGUACACGAGCUCGCUGAACUGGAACAGCGUUGCCUACGGUAGGGAUGUGGUGGAGGUGGAAGCGUGGGACUACAGUCCCACAGCGUCGUUGAAGGGAGGCUACGUAUCUUUCGCCUUCGAAGUACACGUUACACAAGCCAAUGACCCACCGUCGAUCCAAGGCCCAACCGGCGACACCUGGGCCGGCCAAGAGGAUUCAAAGAUUCCACUCAGCAAUCGCGGAGGUAUCGUUCUGCAUGACCCCGACUCGAGCGACUCGGACGGCGAUCUCAUGGAAGUUAAGAUCGCCGUGGAAGAGGGCAAGCUCUUCCUGCCGCUGUCUCUCGCUGGCGGGCUGUACCUGCUCAACGGCGAUCAUCCAGAGGGUUCGCACGAGGUUUGGGCACGUGGCGGUCUCUUGGAGCUGAACCGUGCGCUCCAAGGCCUCAUAUACCAGGCACCGGGAGAAUGGAGUGGGGUCGACGAAGUACAGGUCUGGGUCAGUGAUCUCGGUGGACACCAGCAGGGGCAGGUUGCUCUCGAAUCUUCGGCGUUGUUUUUUGUGGCUGUCGACGCGGUUGCCGACACGCCAAGAUUACACUUUCCCUGGACGGUGCACUACCUCGACGAGGACACGAAGUUGGAAAUAGACUUCACAACUGUUUCCGACGCAGAUCCUGGAUCGAUCCUCAUCGUGGAAGUGCGGCCGGACAACGGAAAGAUUGGGGUCCGGCCGGAGCUUUCACCUGCAGAGGUUUGGAAAUCAAUCGAGGUCUCGAGCGAUGCCUCUGCAGGGGUAGAAGGGGGAGUUCAGCAUGGGGAACUGAUGCUUCGAGGAACUGCAGCGAAUGUGAGCGCGGCUGUCCAGAUGCUGGAAUAUACCCCACCGAAGGACUUCGCAGGGCAGGUCGUGGUUUCGUUGCGUGCGACAGACGAAACUGGUUUGUCUACGGAAGCCGAAACUUACUUGUAUGUCCGACCGAUCAACGACCCCCCGGUGAUUGAACUGCCAACCGGCGAAGAUGGUGAAACACGAGUCCUCGAGAUGACCGCUGGGGGUGCGGGUGACGCCGUCAUGGGCAUCACCAUAACCGACGUCGACGCUGCUGACAGGUCAGACUUGUGCGCCUAUUUUGAAGGAGUGGAGGCCAGAAACGCUCUGUCUCUGCGCCUUAAGUCGAACUUCGGCAACGUUUCCAUUGUAGCUGACAGCGCGAUUGGGGUGCGCGUGGUCGACGGGCCCACCGCUGGUCCUGGAGCGACCUUGUUUCUACAAGGUUCCGCAAAGUCUCUCCAAGCAGCGCUGGACGGGAGGCUAGUUCUCUACAGCACCGCGGCUGAUUUCUCCGGGUAUGAUGUUAUCACAGUGGACGUCGACGAUGGUGGAAACUGCGGUGCCGGCGGAACACACUCGACGACAGGAGUUCUCGAGAUAGACGUAGCACCGUAUGACCCACCUCUCCUGGUCGCGUUCAACACUUCCGCCAUGUCGGAAGAUUCUACUAUCUUUACCCCUGAAGGCGCGCCCUUGGCGUUGCCUGACUUGGCAGUGACGGGCGGGUCUGUGGGGGAGCUCUCAGCAGUGGAAGUUGUCCUCCUCGCCAAGUCUGGGAACGUGUCGAUAAAGCAACCCGACCUCGACAGCGUCCAAGUUCUCGACAGUGGUGAGCUGACCGGCGAGCGUCUUCGUAUACGGGGCUCCCCCAAGGCGCUAACUACUGCUCUCGCGGGAUUGCAAUUCGAACCGCGGCCGUAUUUCUUCGGAUGCUGGGAUCGCAACAUGCCGUUCGCCGACGAUACUCCUGUUCGGUCUCCAAGGCGGCAAGGAGUGUUAGCUCUGGCCCGCAUCUACGCCAUCGCCACCCCAGACGGCACAGGUGGGGACGUUGGCUGGGACGGUUUGAGCGUGAAGCCACACCCGUCAAUGUCCAUCGCGCAUUUGAAGGUUUCUGUGGGUUGGGUUAACGACCCCCCGACCGUGGAAGCCCCAGAUACCGUGAUUGUCGUGGCCUCGAAAGCAGUGGUCGAGCCAUCGCUUGUGCCAGGUAUUCGAGUUGAGGAUGCAGAUGUAGAGGACGCCCCAGAAGGAAUCGGGCGUUUGGACGUGAACGUGUCGACGUCAAUCGGCAGUGCGCUGGCUGUGGACAACACCAUCGCCUUGAAGAACGGGCUUCGAAACAUUGGGUCCAGCGAGCAACACAUACGCCUGCUCGGGCGACCGGAGUACGUGAAUAACGUGCUAGCAACAUUGACGAUCUCUCCGAACACUACGGACGGUACUACUUCGUUUGCGCCUGGAGAUCGUAUUGAAGAGAUUUUUGUGGUCGUGAGCGAUCUGGGUUUUUCUGGGAGUGGAGGGGAGCAAAGAGCGACCGCUUCGAUCGUCGUCGAGGCAGGAAAGCCGGAGCUAGACAGCCAACUCGACCACGACGUUUUCGCUCUUGAGAAAAUGCUUCCUCUUGUAAGCACCACGGAAGGAGCGGCAGUCGCCCUACCGGGCUUUGAAGCAGCACUUUCGCACUCCAGUGUAGUCGACGACCAGCUGGCAGUCAUCGUGUCGGCAAAGGAAGGCUUUCUGUCGCUAGGACCCAGCAGCGCGGGGGUAGCGGAGGCUGCAGCGAAGGAGGACUGGGGAUCAGCAGUUACAUUGGUUGACUUCGUCGGCGGUGCUGAGCAGACGUUGCCAGAAGUGCAGGUGGUACGUACGACAAUCCCAUGGCGAUACGAAGUGCAGCAAAUCGACGUUAUCGCGCCGGAAGAUCUUUCCACAGCCGACGUAUACUUUUCCCUGCAAGGGCCAGAGAACGACACCGGCACAGCCUUUGGUACGUACGUCAACGGGGGCGCCGGGUCGAUGCCCGGGGUCUCCCUUUUGGACCCCACGACUAGCGCCGACGAUCUGGCAGCGGCGUUGGAUUCGCUACCGUCUGCUGGCAAGGUGUCUGUCAGGCGUGUGCCGACCACAUCUAUUGAAGACACUUCUAUCGCCAGCCGACACCUCGUGACAUUCCUGAGCCGCGGGGGCGACGUGCCUCUGCUUGUUGCAGAGAAAUGGACGGUGAACGGAACUGGCAUGGGCAAUGACACUGACACCACCCCUGACGGAAGGUACUGGACAUCUCAGCUUAGCGCCAACUCUUCGGCCGAGCAGGUGGCCCAAGCACUCGCUCAUCUGCCGGAUCUCGGCUACAUUCGCGUCCUGAAGGUCUACGAUGGCACCAAUCGAACCUAUUCGACCCCAUCCAACGGCACGGUUGAGACAUACACGGUGUGGCAAUGGGAAGUUACGUUCGUGACAAAAGGUGGCGACCUUCCGCUUAUGGCCGCAGCCUGGUUGAACGGUAGGACAUCGACUGGGCAAAACGACUCCUUCGGGAUGACGGGGCGAUCGGCACGCCUCACUUGCGCGUCUUGCGAACCCUUCGAGAACGGCUCUUGGCCUUCCACUGCAGAAGCCGUUGUUGGGAACCGAAUAGAGGUCCAAGAGGUCAUCGCUGGAUCGAGCCCUAUCUCGGGUACGUUCUCGUUGAUCUACCCGGGCCACGCCUUCCAGGAACCGACCGAAACCGCCCCGAUUUCUGUGCACGCUAGUGCGGGUGCGCUCGCCUCUGAAUUGUCCAGCCUGGAUAGCCUAGGAAUCAACAGCGUUCAGGUAUCGAGGUCCGGCCCGUCCGCUGAAGGUGAACUGGCGUGGACGGUGGCGUUCGUGUCGGGAAACGGAGACUUACCGGCAAUGCAAGCGGUACAUGACGGCGUUACCGGGACAGACGCGGUGGUGCGCGUUGCGGAGGUAGCCAAUGGCGUGGCUCCUGUUCGAGGAUCCGUUUCGCUGGUGGUGUCCGGGGUGCAAGGGGAGGCUCCCCAGGCCACGGCACCUCUUGCCCAUGAUGCCUCAGUCGACACAGUGAUCGACGCGCUUUCCGAGCUUCAGCCCGUUCGAGCUGCUGGUUUGCUGGUGGAAGUCGAGCGGAAGGGACCUUUCGUGGGUGGCGGCUACAGCUGGUCAAUCGCCCUCAACCCUUCGAAAGACGUCGAUGAGAUUGCAGCCCUAGCGCCGACCUUUCCCACGAUAGGGGUGCAGCAAGCCAACGUCACGGGCACCGGGGCAAGGGUCGGGGUCGAAAAGCGAGAAGCGCAGGAGGUACCACCGUUGGAAUACUUGGUGUCCCUUGCCGCACCUUUGCCUAUUGAGACAGCCGAGGUGCAGGACAUGAUAUGCUCCCUGGCGGGGAUGGCACCAUCUGAAGCUGCGCUAUCUGGAGCCUCAUUUGUGGUCACGUUUCGUGGAGAGACAACCGAGGCCAUAGCAGCAGAUACCGUAUUAAACCCAGGCGGGCUUCCUUCCUGCGGCCAGUUUGCCACCGGCCCUUGCCAGGGCGAUGGUACCACGCUCAAAGAGCGCCUGGAAGCGCUCCUCACGGUAGGGGAGGUCAAUGUCACUGGAAUCACGAGCGAUGGGAUUGCUGGCGACGACGCAGUGGUCUGCGGAGUGGAUUCGGUCUCGAUCGCAUGGCUCGAUGGGACGAUUAACGCGGGAGACCUACCUCUGAUGUCUGCAGUGAGCUCCAACACCACGCUUAUGCAGAUGGAGGUGGUGGAGUCUGUCAAGGGAUCGGCUCCGUUCGUGAGGGAAGUUCAGCGCAUCACCAUCAUCCCCACUAGCACCAGUACCAGCCCCACAGCUGGAACGUUUAAUAUUGUCGUUGGCCGCAACCAGACACGCCCCCUAGCGCACAACACCAGCGAGUCCGACUUGGCUCGCUCCCUGGAGAAACUACCCGGUAUUCGCAGCGAGGUCGGGGUCAACGGCAGCAGCACUGAAGAUUCCCGGAGCUGGACGGUGACGUUCAUGUCACCAGGACCACAGAGUCUGCUGGCUAGCCCUUGCGAAGAAGACGUGGCUGGCAAUGGCACAUCCCCGGACUGCCUUCUCGAGAAUGCUUCGGUGAAGAUCCGCCGCGUUGUGCGCGGGAAGUCGCCAGCCAGUGGAACGUUUCGCUUGAGGCUGGUUCCAGCUGACGGCGAAGCGGGUAGCACGAACGUCGCCGGCACACGCACCACCGGACCGAUUUCCAUUGAUGCAACGGCGGAAGAACUACAUGCGGCGUUGGUGGGUCUGUCUGGCGGUCAGGACGCGAAGGUGACCGUCGCACCGAACGCGCGGGCAGAGUACGGGAUUGAAUGGGGAGUGACACUAUACGACAACGGAAUUUCUUCAGUUGAACUGGUGGAAGUGGAUUUCGACGACCCGGGACCAUGGUGUGCCGAUGGAGUCACGGGACCGGCGGCCGCAGGAACCUCUUGCGAGUUCCCUUUCGCGGCGGGUCAGGACGGGAGUGACGUGCACUUCUCGUGUGCCGGUGCCGUUGGGUCUAGCCCAGGGUGGUGCUCCACGAUCCCGACGUUCAAUGACAGCCACGAUUGGGGAGGAUGCGUGAGGUGUGAAGGGAUUCCUCUGCUCUCACCCCCAACUAUCCAUGUCGCGCCGCUUCGGCGCAGCUUUCGCUUGAGCGGGGACCUCUCGCAAGUGUCUCAAGCGCUCUCAGAGAUCGUUUACCACCCGCGUGCUUUGUGGAACGCCUGGCUUGGGGGUCACGACGAGGUGUCCGCCUACUAUUACGAUAUGAACAGUUUGGAAGGAAGCGAGCGUUUGUCGGGAGCCAAGGCCAGGAGCGUUUCCCAAGUGUUCGUCGCCCCGGUUAACGACCCUCCCACGAUUGACCUAGGCAAGGAAGCCCGGCUCGUGCACGAAGGUGAGGAGCUGCUACUGGAAGACGCCGAAAUCCUGGACCCCGACUUGGCGGAUAGGCCUCGGACUCCUGUACGGGUGGAACUUGAAGCCAUGUCCGGCACGCUGGCGUUUGGGGACAGCGCCGGCUUGACGUUCACGUCGGGGUCACGGGACCCACAUUCCUCUCAGCGGCUGGUGGUCAAGGGGCCCUUUCAGACGGUGCAAAAUGCGGUGCGGCAGGUCUACUACCGGCCGCUGCCAGUUUUCCCGGCAGGGACGACGGCGGGAGUGAGAACAGCAUUGGAGGUGCAGAGAGUAGAGCUGACGGCGCCGAUCGUCCCGAUGGUGCAGUCGGUGACGACGUCGACGACUCAGGGAUACAUCGAAGGCAACUUCACUCUUUCGGUGAACUGCGGCGCCUUUUUCGGGGAGGUGGACGAUAUUUUCGCGGACGUCAACGCUGUCAACCAAAUCACCAUUAACUCGUCGGCAACAAUGGUCGAAUCAACUCCGAUCGCCGCGGACGCCCCGGCAACCGGGAAUGGGUCGAUAGAGACCGGGGUGAGGGAGCUUCUCUCAGACUGCGUCAGCCUAGCAUGGGAUCGGGCAAACGUCUUGAUGGAGCUGUCGAACAAAACUUCCGUUUCGAGAAACUCUUCGUCAGCGGGAAACUUCACCCGCGACGCUCUCCCUCAUCGUGGAGCUACUGCGGUCGUGUCCAGGGGUGAGCCUGAUGUACACGGCAGUGUGACUUGGAUGAUAACCCUGAUGGAUGUACCUCACUCCUUCCCGGCCCUGGGGGUUGGUGCUAACAACCUCACGGGAGCAGGGAUAGGACUCGACGGAUCACAAUACGUUUUCGACGGCACCAUCCUGUCGGGGACUCCAUCAAUAUCAGUCGAUGUCGUGCAGGCCCAAUCGUCGUUGUCCGGCCCCAACGGAACGUUCACCUUGACGGCUACCCCCGGGAAAGCGGCUACCAGACCUAUACCGACGUCGGCUUCCGGGCAUGAAGUGGCAGCAGCCCUCACCUCUCUAGCUGACGUAGGAGCGGUCCAAGUUUCAACAGGUCCCAUUUUGGCCUCGCCGCCUGCGACACCUGCGUUGGGGCAGUACUGGGAGAUCACGUUCUUGCAGUCCGGGUCUCCAAUACAAAUCGGGGAUCUCCCCCUCUUGGAGGCCAGAGGGGUUGGGUUUGACGCCGAGGGAACAGAAUUGCGUGUGUCCGAGGUGGCAAAGGGGCGUGCACCUCAAGAUUCAGUGACGAUCAGGGUGAACGACCUCGGGAAUGUUGGCGAAGGGGGGUCUCUCGAAGCAACUGCGGCGUGGAACAUCACUAUCGUGCCCAAACACGUGGCUCCGGUAGUGCAGCAAGCCGACGACGGAACGGUGCACCCGGGGAACUUCUUGCGAACUUUCGAGGGCACCGUUCUGCAACUCCCCAGCCUCCAAGUUACACACUUUCCUGCGUUUGAAGCAGCUGCGGAUGACUCUUCAAAUGACCUACAGUACCUCUUGCGCAUCACCUGUACCAGAGGAAGUGUCAAGCCCACCUCGUCUGCGACGGGGCAGGACUUGGCUGCUACGAUGCCAUCCACUACCGUUACCCUACUGAGCGGCAAGUUGGCGGACAUCAACCGCGCAUUGUCAAACCUCGGAUACUAUGCUCCCCGAAGGUAUCGGGGGGUCGAUGAUGUGGAAGUAGCAGCGAGAGUAGCAGGGUAUGGCUUUGACGGUGGCUGGGGAGCCACCAAGCUGUACGCUUUCGUUGAUGGAGUCAACGACCCUCCCGAGCUCUCUGCACCUCGUGCUACGACAAGCAAAGGAGCCACGCCGACCUCGGUUGGCGGGAUAAGCGUCACCGACGAUGACACCACGGGAAUCAUCACGAUCACAGUUGAGGCGGCGCGUGGGCUGGUCUCCUUCCCACGCUCGCAUCGAUUGAAGCAAAUGGGUGCGUCCGAGGAUGUGACCGCAAGCAACAGCAGCAUCGUCGCAUAUGGGCAGCUUCAAGACAUCUCGGACGCGCUGUCAGCUCUCACCUACACCGGGCAAAGUAGCGAGUUCUCCGGCACCGACUCGAUCACGCUCAAGGUAGUCGAUGCGGGUGGGCUGACGGCGUCUCGCAUUGUAAAAGUCGAUGUCGAAGCUUCCAGUCCGCCCAAGAUCACACGUGCGGGACGGCUGGCUUCACUCCCAACAAACCCUACUGUCGACGAAGACGGCGAGCUGUCGCUCGAUGCUCUUCAUAUCUCUGUGUCGGACUUGGCAGUGGAGUCCACGGUACAGGUAGAAGUAGUCUGCACGAACGGAGCUGUCUCGCUGCCGCUCUCGGAGCAAGAGCCAGAACUGUGGACGAGCACGGACAAGGGGCACAGUCUUAUCGUUGCCGGAAACACGGACCGCGUCAACCGGGCUUUGCGCUUCCUGGUGUACCAACCUGAUGCUGACGUCUGGGGUUCGGAUCAGCUUUCAAUCGUUGCACGAGCGAGGAACGAAAACGCCAUCGACAGCAAUCCCGGGUGGAACACAGUUGCCGGCAUCGAGUCGAUCGUCAUUCUCAUCGAUCCGGUGAACGACCCACCAACAAUCCACAUUCCCGACCACUUGGCUGGCGAGGUGCUGCCCUUGGCGUUCGCUGGUGAAGUGCUACCCCUGGGGGGCAUCGUGGUGCAUGAUGCCGACGCUGGACAGCCCGGGGGCAGCCAGCUCGUGUCCGUCAGCGUAAGCGCUGUGGGUGAAGGAAGCACGGUUUCUCUGGCCAUGAGCAAUACCACCGUUCAAGGUCGUCUUCCAGGGGUGCUCUUCCUGGAAGGGUCGGCUGAGGGGGUGUACACGAGUAUCUCUUUCCGAGCCCCCCUCCACCUAGCCAACUCGGCGCUUGACCUACUUCAGUUUUCGACCCCGUUCCGGCAGUCCAGCGGCCUGUACAACGUAUCUAUUACAGUUUCUGACCACGGGAACUGGGGCAAAGGAGAGGAAGAAAUUGCUUCGGCUAGCCUGGCCAUCGACGUAAGGUAUCAACACGACCUGCUAGCCGACGCCGGCCACCGUGGUUUGGUUCAGUGGGACACUCCUCAUGGGGCACUUUCUGUUGACGAAGAUGGCCACUUGCACGAUCUCGGGAUAGCUCUGAGAGCCGACGUUGGGACCGUUUCAUCCGCGAAAGGCAUGUGGGUAGAUGCAAGCCUCGAGGUUGACCAUGGCCUCAUACAAAUACCGAAGAGCGGCGCUCAGAUCAACGGCGAGACUGUGUUCGAAGUCGUUCGUUAUGGCCCUGGAUCGCUAACCGUAAGCGGGGCGUUGGCCGACGUGUCGGUGGCACUCGCGGAUUCCACUUAUACUCCGGAGCCGAACUUUCACGGGGUUGAAGUUCUGGCCCUUUCCGUCCGCGAGCACUUUGGCGGGGGGGUAACAACCGCUUCGGUAGAUGUUGUUGUGUUUUCCAAACCCGACCCUCCAACCAUCACCGUUGACAUCUCCCACGAGGGCCUAACCGCUGAAGUGGGCUCACGGCUUGUACUACACGGGGUGGAGGUGCAGCAUGUUGAUGCGUUGGACGAAUACGCGAGUGGCACAGUGACUCUACGUGCACAUACCACCGCCAAAGGUGGCACCAUCGCAAUGAACAAGACACAACCCGGGCUUUGGGUGUACACGGAGGAGACUGGAGGCGCGCUGGUGGCCCGCGGUAGCGUCGAAAAUUUGCAAAUCGCCUUGGAUUCCGGUGCGCUGGAAUACGUGCCCUCCGCGGGGUACGACGGACUUGACGUAGUUUCGCUCAGCGUGUCCGCCGAUUCUCCGUACGGUGCUUUUGGAGGCGAAAGCUCGGCGUUGCAGGGGGCGAUUCACAGCGGUACCGAAAACGCAACGGCUGAGUUGCACAUCAACGUCGUCCCCACGUUUGCCUCAGCAGCAGUAAUUUUCGGCGGUGGUCCUUUGUUCCGCACUGUCGAAGGGAGCGGGAUCGACAUGGCUGGCAUCAGAGUUCGAGCCCCCGGUCGACGAAACACGUCAGAUACUGUCUUAUCCGUCAACUUCGAGACAGCUCAUGGGAGCGUGACUGUACGCGAGGCAGCCAGCACCCAAGUCAUUGUCGAGGGAAAAGGAAGAUCAGCGAUGAGCUUGACGGGGAAGGAGCUAGACAUUAACAUGGCUUUGGAGGGAGCUGUGUUCAACGGAGAUCCUUUCUACAACGGGGUCGCGGACGCAAAGGUUGAGGUCUUGUCAUCCGACGGCGAAAAUCUGGCCGAAGCCGUGCUGUACGUCGUGGUGGAAGCUGUAAACGACGCCCCGUCCGUGAUAUGUCCCACGUGGACUAUCAUGGUGGAAGAGGAUGCAGGCCCAACCAACAUCCCAGGAGUUUACGUGACCGACCCCGAUGUGCACGAGACCAAAGGAGGCAUGAUCGAGGUGCGCGCUUCUGUCGACCCACCCGACGCGGGAGGACUAUCUUUGAGUCAACCUGGACCCAGGCUGUUCCCAUCGCAGUUACCUGAACCCGAGAGUGCCCCCGUCCUCUCUUUGACUAGCGAGCUCGACCAGGCCAACACAAUCCUCGAAGGGUUGCACUUUUCGCCGUCUGCCGACUUUUUCGGCUCUGUCGUGGUGAACUUCGAAGUCAAUGACGGGGGCGCAUCUGGUCUAGGGGGUGUGUUGUCGGCUAGUUCCUCCAUGUCUCUCGAGGUUACUCCAGUUAACGACCCGCCGACUGUUGUAGCGCCCAGAGAGCGCCGUCGCUCGGGCGGGCGAGGACCACUUCCCAUUGUGGGGGUAGAAAUCAACGACGUUGACGGAAUCGCCGGGGAGACUCUAUCGGUCUCAAUCACCGCAGAAACCGGAUCAAUAACUGUGGACCACUCGCCGGAAACCUCGAUUUCAACAAUCUCGGGGGAAGAUGAUGCGAGCGUUACUGGGGUGUCCGUCACGGGUCUGUUGCCGGACGUCAGGAAAGCUCUCUCCCACGUGUGGUUUGUUCUUCCAAGCGAAGGCUGGGAAGGCGGAAGCGUUGUCACGUUUUCAACCGAAGAUGGCGAGGGUGCCACCGGAUCGGCCGAGUGUGUGGUCGUCGUGUCAGACCCGGCGGUUCCGCCGAUCAUCACCGCCACAAAUGAUACGUUCGUUGCAGACCAGGGGAAACAGACCUCUCUGGCGGGAUUAAGCGUCACCGACUCUGUAGAAGACGCUGCCAUCUUGGGUGGCUUAUCUUCUCCGACGUUCACCGUGUUGGUCUUGGCGGAAAUGGGAGGGGUUGGGCUCGUUCCUGUUCCACCGGGGUUAUCUACUGUACCCGGAAGCGACACAGCGCUAAAGGCAGCGGCGGCCAUCACCGCCGGCGAGGGUCUGCGGGGCAUUUUUGGGACACCGAGACCGACGCUAUCGUUUCGUGGGACUCUUUCUGCAGUGAACGCGGCGCUUGAGGCCGUGGUCUACUUGAGCGCCAACGGUUCGACAGCGCUCGGGAAAAAAUCCGUGACAGUGGAGGUGGCUAGGCAAGGGAGAACUACCAACUACUCCGCCCGCCACGAGCUGACAGUGGGAGUGCUGCCCGUGAAUCAGCCCCCAGAAAUCAGGUGGAAUGCCACUUACCCGAACCUGGAGUCGCCAGAGGUUGGUGGGUUCUCUCUGCGUGGGCUCGGGUUUGUCGAUAAUGACCUUGCUAGAGGGGGAACUCUUGGCGUGGAGUUGGAGGUCCUCGCAGAAGGUGACGGUCUUGUUGUCCGAUCUGACGGCAGGGGACUAGAAUUUUCCCGAGGGUCUGCCAAUGGCGUGUCGAGUCCGGUCCUCGCUUUCCGUGGCAAUGCCACUGCCGUCGCAAGCGCUAUUUCCGUGUCGGCCAUUAUCCUGAAAAAUCCAGGACUAUCGAGAGCUCUCGUUCCCGCUGUAAGGGUAGCCGUAGAGGAUGAUGAUGGCGGUAAAAGCUUCCAGGUUAUCGAGGUCUAUGGUAGCCACGUUAACUCGCCUCCUCAAGUUACCAUCACGAACCCGCAGCAGAUGUCCUUGAAGGAGGGGGGUGUCUUGGAAAGAGUGGGGGAGUUGGCUGGUAUAGAGGUACACGAUGCUGACGUGGAGGAUUCGACUCAUGGAUUUUUGGAGGUGAACGUUAGCAUCAGCCACCGGGCCGUACUGGAAGUACAGAACAUCACGACAUCAGCAACAAGCAUUCAUCCUGUGCAGACCAUUGCUACCCGUUCCACAUACAACGAUGGCUACUCGACGGUGGAAGGGAUGUUCAACCUCAAGAUGGAUCUAACGGGCCUCUGCGAAGACUGUGGAGUGGAGGAGACCAAGCCGAUUUGGCACGAUGCAGUCGGAAACGAAGAGGAUGUUCACGUGGGGCUAGGGUCUGGCCGUGAGCCCGGGGAAUCCGUCCAAGCCAAACUCGAGGCCCUCCCGUCCUUGCAGGCGCUCGGGGUCUCCGUACAUUGUCAACGGGCUACCGCCCUUGGUUUGGAGGGCGGACGCGAGUGGCGGGUGACCUUCCUCGACGCUCCUGCCUCGCUGCCGAUGAUGCAAGCCAUCGGCGUUUCGCUAGCGGGAAAUGAUCCUUUCAUCGAGGUGGCGUACGCUGUCAAGGGAAACUCUCUCUCGGGCAGCUUCGCCCUGUCGCUUGGAGGCUAUCAAACGGAGAUGAUAUCGUACGACGCAGAGGCUCAACAUGUGGCCGCCAAGCUUGAAGAGUUGCCUUCGGUCACGGCAGUGGGUGUAACAAUGCGUCACCCGGUCGAUCCUCAAGGCGGACGGCAAUGGAUGGUGACAUUCUUUGACGCGUUAGAGGCGGGUGGCGAUGUACCGCUCAUGGAGGUGGACGGACGGGCACUCGGUGGUCGCGGAGCAGCCGUACGAGUGGUCGAAUCGGUGCGCGGGAUCGGUACGGCGGAGGUGUGGGAGGUGGAAACGUCAGCGGCACACCAGAACUUAGUCGUUUUCAUCACCUUGACAGGCGCCCUCCAAGCCAAGGGUCACUUUACCCUUGGGCUCGACUACGGUGGGCGACAAGCGUGGACGAGACCGAUACAUCCUCGAGCGGUUGGACCUGCAAGCGAAGAGGAUGGUGGGUUUGGGUCUUUCGGGGGUGUUCCAGGAACAAAACGCGGCGAAUCUGUUGAAGCUCGUCUUCUGUCGUUAGAAAACUGGAGCGAGCUCGGGUCAGCUGCGCGGGUAACGGUCAAGCGAGUCGAUUCUGCGAACGGCAACGUUGCAACGUGGACUAUCACCUUCUUCGGCACGCCUCAAGACCUUGAUCCGCCGACCAUUCAAAGCACCAACCUCGCGGGGGGCGCCGUAGUUUCUGCCGAGGUGGCUGCGACACACAACCGCGUCCAGGGAUUCUUCUAUCUCUCGUACGGAGGCGAGGUCACACCACCUCUGGCGCACGACAGCACGGGAAUCGAGAUCGCUACUGCGCUCAAUGCCCUCGAAUCCCUGCAUUCGUCGGAUUCAGGAAUGGGGGUAGUUGCGGCCACAAGACUGCAGAGUACGAGUUUGGAAGGAGGCCAUCGAUGGUCCAUCGCCUUCCUGAGUGACCCCGAAGUUCCAUCAAACCUCUCCGCAACGGGAACUUCGACGACCGGGCUCUCUGGAGGAAGCGCACGGGCGUCGGCGACGCUUGUGCGCCUUGGCGGUAGGGGUGCAAUUCUACGGCUCGUCGAUCUAGGGGGGGUGGCGUUUGGCCUGCCGGGGUACACUACGGGGGAGCGUCUCGCUUUGCGGGGUACGCCAGAUGCAAUCACGACCAUGCUCGCAAGCUUGUCGUAUUCGCCAAGGCGUGGCUGGAACGGUGGCGCUGAUAUUCUGCUUCGGGCUUACGACGGCGGCUACACCGGUGCGGGCGGAGCGCAAUCCGGGUGGGGAAAGGUUUCCGCGACCGUUGAGGCGGUAAAUAACCCACCCGAACUACUAUGGUGUGGGAGCGUGCUAAACUCGGGGGGCGCGAUCAUCGACGGUGUGGACGAGGAUGCUCCCUUUAGGUUGGUGGACUUUGAUUGUGGGGGGGGCGGUACUCCCGCGACGCCCGUCUUAUUUGAUCAUACUGAUCUAGGAGGUCCUGGCGCGGGCUUGACUGUGCACGAUCCUGACGGAGAAGGGUCGAGGAUGCAGGUGGAAAUUUCAGCCAAGCACGGUUUCGUUACACUGACCCGACAAAUUGCCGGCGUGGUAUCCGAUGGCGUGAUCGGGACACCUGCGAUCGUGUCGGGCACCCCCUGGCAAGUGAACGCUGGACUCCGCUCUCUAGUGUACGUGUCUGCCGAAGACUGGCACGGCUGGGAUAGAAUCGGCAUCACUGUGACCGACCUUGGGGACGGCAGCAUCCAAAUGCCUGCGGACCCCAUGACCUACUACCUCCACGUGUCCGUGGCAGCGGUAAACGACGCUCCGGUUUUUUUGGCCGUGGACUUCGAAGAGGUUAAGGUUGUGGACGGACAAUCAUCUCCUGGCAACGAGCAGACCUCGGCGCUCCUCGUUUUUGCCCAAGAAGAUACUGUCCGGAUAAUUUCCAGUGUGUCCAUCUGGGAUGUUGACGCCAGGGCGGAAGGGGCGCUGCUCAACCGACCUGACGGGUUUUUCGGGUCUGUCAGUACUGACGGUAUGGGUAACGGCGCGGAAUUUCUUGCUGUGGAGCCAAAGGUGGCCCUCUCGUUGUCAUGUACGUAUGGGAGCCUCGGGUUGGGCGGAGGGCACGGGGGCUUAGAGGUCGUGGAGGGUGACCUCGACAGUGAUGGGCAGAUCUUGUCCGUGACCGGUGCACUCUCCAACAUCAACGCCGCGCUGAUGGAAGGGAUUGUUUAUACGCCGGGCUCCGACUGGAACGGGAUCGACGUGGUGGAGGCGAUCGUUGACGACCGCGGAAAUGGCGGGAAAACGCUCCAGGGCGCGAACGGCUCCCAGACUUCCAAGCUCCUGCUGGCGGUCGAAGUCACACCUGUCAAUGAUCCGCCGACGUUCACGAUCCCGAUCACAGACACUUCCUCUUCCUCUUUUUCGUACCUCACCGCGGAAGAGGACCGCGUCGGCGUCGUGGGGAUUGAUCACGUCGGUUGGUUAGACACGAACAUCCUCGACUCGACCACCAUCUCAGCUGCCAGCAUCGUGCUCGAAGACGCCGAUGCGGUCUAUGCGCCCGGUAGAACCACCCUCCAACCUCCGCAAAGCCGGUGGACGCACGAGUCGUCGACGUCACCGCCUGCUUCGGCCAACGACACCGUGGAGGUUUCGGUUCAAGUCUCGCAUGGUGGCGUUCUCCUGGCUGGUGCGAGGUCCGAAGUAUCGCUUGUAGUCGUUUCUUCAUCCCAGACAUCAGGCUUGAAUUCUUCAGAAUUUGCUGCUGAAAUGCGACUAAGUGGGCCAUUGUGGGCGGUGGCAGACGCUUUGAAGGGAAUCCUCUACAGGACCGACCUCAACUGGAACAGCUGGGUCGGGUCGGGUGCAAAUCAGGUUCAGCCUGUCGUAACUGAGGAGAUUUCCUUUCAAGCAACAGACUCUGAGGGGUCCACGGCGGCCGCAGUUCUCCGGUUUGUCGUCCUUCCCGAGAACGACCCGCCUGUCCUUGAAAUGGCCUCCGCCACUUUCAACCCGUCGAGGCUAACACACGACGGGCUCUCCAGCCUUGUCGAUUUGGUGGAUCUACUCAGCGUCAGCGAAGACAAUGACCUUGCCGUCCCUGGGCUGUCCGUGCGAGAUGUUGACCUCAGGGUUGACGAAACGUCCACUUUCGGCGGCGAUCCUGGGUUCGUAGACAGCAGCCUUCUGGAAAUCACGCUGUCCGCCAGCAAUGGCACGACUUCCCUCGGGACUGGAGUGUCCGGGUGCACGUUCCUUGUAGGUGAUGGCGCGGACGAUGGGAUAAUGUCGUUUCGAGCUUCUUUGGGCGGCGUGAACCGAGCAUUGGCCGGGCUGACUUAUCGAGGGAAGGCAGACUUCUACGGUACCGAUGACCUCGUAGUGACUGUGGACGAUGGCGGAAGGUUUGGUCGAGGGGCUCUGUGCGAAGGCAGCUCGUCGGGUGGUGGCGUCGAGGUCGGCGGUGACCCUCCGCCUUGUCCUCAGGUUCGCAUCGAGCUCUCAGCCCCGCACGCGCAGCUCACUUUGUCGACGGUAGCGGGUCUCACGUUCGAGUCUGGCAGCGGGUACGGUGACGAGUUUGUGGCAUUCACCGGCCACCCUGGCGACGUCAACAGAGCUCUGCUCGGUACGAUCUACCGCGGAGACCGACACUGGAACACGCUCGGGAAAGGACCGAACGAAGUUACCAUUGUGGCGAGCAACAGCCACGCCGGCCUAGGAGGGCUUGAACCUUUCGCCGUCGAGAGUACCCAUACAUUAUGGAUCGAGAUCAAGGCGGUCAACGACCCACCGCGGGUCCAUCUUCCGGGACUAGUGUUCCGCCGCAACCUGUCCGUGGAUUGGCCCGACAUCGAGGAACUGGACGUGGACGUCGACGAGCAUGUCGGCUCGUACAUCAUGGUCGUUCUGAGCUGCGACUACGGCACCCUGACGCUUUCGCCCGCGGCUGGUCUGAGGCCUGGUUUGACGAGCAACCACUCGCUGACGAUCGUGGUCAACCCUCUGCCGGACCGUCCCUCAUGGUCCGCUCCGCCGUUCCCCCUUAUGGCGGCGGAGGACGAGGCAAUGCCUGUGGCCGGUGUCUCAGUCACGGAUCCCGACGAUGAAAUAUACCUUUGGGUGAAUGUGUGGGCCGAGCAGGGAAGGGUGGGGCUUCCCAGCGCAGCGAAUGCCUCAUCUUCGCUAAAGGUUGAGGAGGGGAUAGGGGACGAUGGAGAGGGAGACGGCGCCUUUGCCUUGACGGGAGAUGAAGUCGCCCUGAACUUGGCCCUUGCGGGGUUGGUAUACUACCCCCCUCCGGACUGGACUUCGUUCAAUCAGGCCGACGGGAUCCAUCUCUCAGCAGAAGACCCUUCAGGCCUGUCCUCUCACGUGCGGCUAGUGGUCGUGGUUGCCUCCGGACGCAACGAUCCCCCUCAAGUGCACGUGCCCGGGGCGACCUACGUCGAAGAGCCAUGCGACUCAAAAUCGGGGAAGAUCGGAUUGCCGUCUCCGCAGCACCCACCUGCAAUCGGCCGUCAAUGCCGUCGCAUCACGACCGUGGAUCGAAUCCAGACGAACGAAGACAAGGCGUUGGCGAUUGAGGGCGUUUACAUCGAAGAUUCCGAUUUUCACGAGGCCGGGCCGGGCGCGCAGAUCGACGUGGACGUCGAAGCGCAGCACGGCUCUCUGGGAUUCGCGGGGAUGGCCGGGUCGCCUCCCACGGGCAUCUUGUUCCUCCCCGACGCCGACGGGGAGAACCAACAAGGAGAGCGCUUGCUGUCCAUGCGCGGAGCCUUGGCUUCCGUAAAUGUCGCUCUGGCCAGGCUCACUUACACCCCUGACCCUGAUUGGAGCGGAUCGGACGAGGUAGAAGUGAGAGUUAACGACAGGGGUUUCUCUGGUAGCGGGGGGGCGGGCACCGAUUCACGGGGCAUCCCGAUCGACGUGGCACCACAACAGGAUGCCCCCCUGCUCUUGGUGACUGCAACGGGGGCGGCAGGGGCGGGAGCAGCAGCGCCCCCUCCACCUCUAGAUGUAUGGGAGGACGCACGCGUGGUCCUGCACAACGUGACCCUCUACGAUGCCGAUGUUAACCCGAGAGAGCUUCACCGGCAGAUCUUCGGCAUUUCUUCGAGCACCCCAUACGACGACUAUCCCGCAGACGUUUUCGGUGGGACGUUUCAGGUGACCGUCAAGGUCGACAACGGUAGAGUUUUUUUUCCGCGGUCAGCCGGGCUCGCCUUCGAACCUGCCACGGCCAUGAGCUUAGAGCAGAGUGAAAUGGACGGUUCGGCGGGGCAGAGCAUGGCCCCGUUCGCCCAGGGAGCAACGUUCGCUUCAUCCACGCUCGAUACCAACGAAACCGUGGGAGCAGGGGCUCUGCAUGUGCCGUGGUGGCGGGAAGCGAGGUUCACGGGACGAUUGCAUGACUGCAACGACGCCCUGGGUGCCAUGACCUACUGGCCGGAUGUAAACUGGAACGGAGUCGACCGCGUUCACGUCAGCGUUAUUGAAUCGUCGCCAGACGGGGCAGCGAGCGGCGCCCGCAGCAGCAGCAGCAGCAUGACCCAGGGGUCGCACGUCGCUGUCGAGGUUUCGAUGUUUGUGCGGGUAGCCGCCGUGAACGAUGCCCCCGUAGUUACCCCUCCUUCGCCUCAAUGGCAUUCCACUCUUCGCACAGGGGAUCUCCUUUCACCUACCGCACGCUACGGAAGCCGGGUGUUUGUGGCAGAGGACAGUGAGCUAUUGCUCCCAGGUUUUAUCAUUCGCGACGUUGAUCUCGCUGAAGGUGGUGGGGAGAGCGCGAUGAUCACAGUCACGGUGACAUGCGGACAUGGCACGGCUUCCAUCACCUGGCAUGGCGUUCGAGCCGGGGUGGGACCAGGGGACAGUCGCCACCCCCAGGAGCAAAACUCAAUGGGCGCAGACCUCACGGGGCUCCUCUUCCGCAACGAAGUAACCGGGGACUGGGCUCCUUGGGAGGGCGAGGGUAUGGGGGUGGGGCGGAAAAGCUUCACUUUCAGGACGCCUCUUGCCGACGCCAACGCUGCCCUGCAAACAUUGGCGUUCAGACCCACGGAUAACUAUUUUGGCGGCGGGGCCUGGGUGAGGGUAGAGGCGUUCGAUGAAGGUUUUUCGGGACAAGGUUCGAUCGGUGCCGCCACAAGCGCCGCAGCAGGCCAGUCAGCCCAGCCUGGUGCUGCAGCCGGGUACAACGGAGUCUCUUCACGAGGGGAAGCUACCGUACCAAUUACGGUCCUGGCCGUCAACGACCCACCCAGUAUCCAGCUGCCCUACGCAGAGGACGGCAUCGUUAUCUUGAGGAUCGAUGAGGGAGAAGAGCGACGUCUGGACGGGGCGAGGUGGCGGGGCUCUUUCGCCGCUGCCGUGCAGGCAUCGGCCUACUUGCCGAACCGGAAAGGGAUCGAGCUGUGGACGAGCCAGGGGGUGUUUCCUGGGAGAGAUGCGGGGAGAUGGGGGAGAGGGUCCGAGCUAGAGUGGAGAAAGGCGUUAGUGUUGGACCUAAACGAGGGACUUGGAGACGGAUCCCCGAGGCAUUUCGUGGCAACCGAUGCAGAACACGGCGCGGAAUUGUGGCGUACUGACGGUACGAGCGCUGGCACGGUUCUUGUAAAAGACAUAUACCCCGGGGAGAGAAGCGGGUCCCCCACUUCUUUGACGGCGUUCGGAGACUACCUCUAUUUCCAGGAGAACAAGUGGGAUCCAGAUACUCGCUACGACUGCCCCGACGGCUUCCACCAUGCUAGUACCGCUCAGGGCUUCGCGUUGUUCACGGGGACCCAACACGACGACCGCGAAGCCGCGUCCGUGGAGCCUACGGUGUACUUCGGACAGUGCGGGUGGGAUGGCUACACCUGGGGUGGACGCUCUCGGAUGUACUUCCGCUUCUCCGACAGUGGAAGGACCGGUGCCUACAAGCACGCCGGCCGUCGAGACUCCUACCGGCCUGGCAUUGACAACGACGACAUCGGUGACCCCUCCGCAGGUUUCGCCGGUAUCGUCUGCGUCGACAGCGAGCAAGCUGCAUCUCAUUUUUUUACCACAACCGCUGCCACCAAGAGAGGCUCACUCGCACCCGGAGCGUGUCGAUGGGGUGAACGAGCGAACACUGACUGCUAUUUACGCGCCGGAGUAGAGCUCUGGCGUACGGACGGCAGCGCCAAGGGCACGCGUCGGGUGAACGAUUUGCGGUUUGGUGUAUCAGGAUCGUCCCCGAGCUAUCUGACGGUCUUCGACGGAGCUCUGUUCUACGCCGCCCACACAGACUUAACGGGCAUGGAGAUGUUCCGCAGUGAUGGUACAUCGGGCGGGGCUAGCAUCGUCGAGGACAUCGUCCGAGGGCACCAAGGGUCCAACCCAAUGGACCUUGUGGCCGCCAGCGGGACGGCGCUGUUCUUCACCGCGGACGACGGUAUUGCCGGCCGGGAGCUGUGGCGCAGCGAUGGCGCUCUCGGCUUCCUAGACGCACGGCCCGAACUAGGCUUCCGGGUCACCGGUGGAUCCGGCACACGCCGGGUGAAGGACGCACGCCCGGGUAAGCUAGGCUCGGAGCCGCUGCACCUUACGUGGGAGACAACGCGGUCCGUACUGUUCUUCUCGGCAGAUGACGGGUUUUCCGGGCGAGAGCUGUGGUCCAGCGAUGGCACCACCGCCGGGACUGCGAUGGUGGCAGACAUCUGUCCUGGCGUGCGAGGGUCGGGACCGUCGCACCUUAUCGCUUGGGGUGGUGCCGUCUACUUCCAAGCGGACGACUGCAGCACCGGACCGGAGCUGUGGGUGUCGGACGGCAGUGAGGGAGGUACGCUGUUGCUGGCCGAUGUCCGACCCGGCUCGGCAGGGGCGUUCCCCUCCUUCCUCACGCUGCUGGAGCCAACAGUCGGUGGGGGAGAGAGGCUGUUCUUCUUGGCCAAUGGCGGUGGCUACGACGCCGCCGCGGCAACGGGGCUGGCGCAAGGGUGGGGGGGAGCACAGCUGUGGGUGACGGAUGGGACGGGGAAGGGGACACAACGGGCAUUCGGGCAGAAAACGGCAGGUGAUUUUAUGCCCGACCGGGUUUCGCUGGAUGCGGGAAGGCCACCGCGCAUGGCAGCAUUCAAUGGAGCGCUAUAUCUUCCCGCUACCGAGGACCCAUUGGUGGCCGUUGAAACCUUGUUGGGGAUGAACGAGGCUUCGGAGGAGGGGGUGUCGCAGGCAAUGGUGAUCUACGACAUCGACGGCGGCCCGGAGAGUGUUCUGGGCGUCAUAAUUGAGUGCGACAAAGGAGAGUUAAUGAUGGGUGACGGUUCCGGCCUGGUGUUCGACAACUCCAACGAGGCAACGAUCGACGACCAAGCCGCCGACCAGUCAUCACCGCCCCCACCGUCGGGAGUUCUACGAUUCAAUGGCACCGCCGCCGACAUUAACCGUGCCAUGCGGGACCUACGGUACAGAGGCCUCCCCGGACGAGCUGGUCAAGAUGUUAUCCGGAUAACCGUCACCGACGACCCGGACCCGUGCCCGGGCGACUACAACGUAUCUUCAUCCGGCUUCAACAACGCAACUACAUCUGCGGGAGUCAAUGCCACAGCAAGAGGAGUAGAUCAGGCGCCUUGCGCGCUCGGCGGGCCGCAAGCAACGGAGGGGCGGAUCCAAGUGUACCUAUCUGCUGUCAACCGGCCCCCUUUGGUUAAUGUCCCUCAAGGAACCCUUAGAACAGUGGUCGACGCCGCCCAGGCGACAGGUGUUGGAGCCGGUGGGGCGCUAUCGGUAGAAGACCCCGAUGUGCGAGAGACGGUGUACUACAGUGCUGGCGGUUUGAGAAUAGAAGGGCCGGUCAGUGUUGCCGUAGUUUGUGCGAAUGGUCUCCUUAGCUUGGGAGCUAGAGGCGGCCUGUCUUUCUCUGAGGGGGAAGGCAUCUCCGACCCAGUCUUGCGGUUUGGUGGAGCGAUUGACGAUGCCAAUAGGGCCCUGGCAACGUUAAGCUACCAUUGUUCGUCUUCGCACGAUUGCGUGGCCGGAACGCAUGAGAUUGCGGUCACGGUUGACGACAACGGCUUCACGGGGAAGGGGGGGGCGUUGUCGGCCAAUGCGACCUUUAGUGUGACCGUAGACGCAGCCGUGGAGUAA